Xenopus laevis (African clawed frog) is the source of this 2605-nucleotide messenger RNA. Its product is annotated as putative protein TPRXL. Lineage: Eukaryota; Metazoa; Chordata; Amphibia; Anura; Pipidae. The record is from RefSeq and is a predicted model, not a curated record. Bases 1507 to 2511 code for a protein of 334 amino acids. The transcript has a single exon.
CUCACAAUAAUCCCAGGCUGUCUCACGGAGAGUGACUCUCUCUCGCUAUAAUCUCAGACUGUCUCAUGGAGAGUGACCUGUCUAUCGCUAUAAUCCCAGGCUGUCUCACGGAGAGUGACCCGUCUCUCACUAUAAUCUCAGGAUGUCUCACGGAGAGUGACGGUCUCUCACUAUAAUCCCAGGCUGUCUCAUGGAGAGUGACCAAUGUCUCUCAUUAUAAUCUCAGUCUGUCUCAUGGAGAGUGACUGUCUCUCACUAUAAUCUCAGGCUGUCUCACGGAGAGUGACCCGUCUCUCACUAUAAUCUCAGGAUGUCUCACGGAGAGUGACGGUCUCUCACUAUAAUCCCAGGCUGUCUCAUGGAGAGUGACCAAUGUCUCUCAUUAUAAUCUCAGUCUGUCUCCUGGAGAGUGACUGUCUCUCACUAUAAUCUCAGGAUGUCUCAUGGAGAGUGACCCGUCUCUCCCAAUAAUCCCAGGCUGUCUCAUGGAGAGUGACCCGUCUCUCACAAUAAUCCCAGGCUGUCUCAUGGAGAGUGUCUCAUGUGAGCUGCUCAGUUGUGUCUGGCAGUAAUUCGGGUACAUUCUGGGCAUUAUGGUGAGUGCAGGGGGGGGGGGGAGAGAUUAAACACAGACGUUCCCCAUCACCGUGACAAAUCUCCUCCCUGAGGCGCCACUAAUUAAAAGCCGAAAGAAAAGCAAUUAAUAAACAUUGUGAGAAGCUCAGAGAAUCCCGGGCCCCACUGGGACACACAUAAAAUAUACAGGGGCCCAAUGGAUUGAUUGAUUCUCCUGUCAGGGAAGACUAAAAGCCAAUCAUAAAUAUGUAAUGUCUCCAGAUAAACCAAUUUCCCGGCAACGCCAAAACUGUAAUUUCUCCCAUUUAUAUGGAUUAAACAUCGGCGCUCCUAUAGGAUAACAUUGUGCAGCAGCCUGGCGGGCCCCUUACACACUGGCACUAGGGGCCACAUCAAUGCAAUGAUGUCUCUAUGGUGCAGAAUGAUAAACCAAUGUGCUCAUUUUAAAUAUAAAAAUAGUGAAAUUACUUAUGAUGCUAGAGACACAUCUAUCUACCCAAUGCCGGGGGGCUCCUGAUAUCCCAUGAUGCUCUCUGGGCAUUGCUGGGUCACAUUCAUCUGCAGACAGAACAAUAUCACUUUGUACCAAUCAGAGCUGCAGGCGCCUGGCAUCCUUGGCAUUUGCUGACUGUCACUUUAUCAGCCAGUCAACAAAACUGUCAUUCAUCCACCAGUCACAGAAACACUGCCUGUAACACUAAUAAUCUGUCAUAUCACCAGUAAUCCCAGUGCAAUGCAGACCAGUAGAACCAGUAUUUCCAGUGCAAUGAGGCCCAGUAGCACCAGUAAUUCCAGUGCAAUCCAUCCCAGUAUCACCAGCAAUCCCAGUGCAAUGAGGCCCAUUAGCACCAGUAAUUCAAGUGCAAUGCAGCCCAGUAGCACCAGUAAUCCCAGUGCAAUACAUCCAGUAUCACAAGUAAUCCCAGUGCAAUGCAGCCCAGUAGCACCAGUAAUUUCAGUGCAAUGCAGCCCAGUAGCACCAGUAAUUCCAGUGCAAUGAGGCCCAGAAUCACCAGUAAUCCCAGUGCAAUGCGGCCCAGUAUCACCAGUAAUCCCAGUGCAAUGCGGCCCAGUAGCACCAGUAAUCUCAGUGCAAUGAGGCCCAGUAUCACCAGUAAUCCCAGUGCAAUGCGGCCCAGUAUCACCAGUAAUCCCAGUGCAAUGCGGCCCAGUGGCACCAAUAAUCCCAGUGCAAUGCAUCCCAGUAUCACCAGGAAUCCCAGUGCAAUGUGGCCCAGUAGCACCAGUAAUCCCAGUAGUAGCAUUGCAAUGUGGCCCAGUAGCACCAUUAAUUCCAGUGCAAUAAGGACCAGUAACACAAGUAAUCCCAGUGCAAUGUCACCCAGUAGCACCAGUAAUUCCAGUACAAUAAAGCCCACUAAUGCCAGUAGUAGCAUUGCAAUGUGGCCCAGUAGCACCAGUGCAAUGAGGCCGAGUAGCACCAGUAAUCCCACUGUGAUGCAUCCCAGUAGCACCAGUAAUCCCUGUGCAAUACGUCCCAGUAGCACCAAUAGUCCCAGUGCAAUGCAUCCCAGUAGCACCAGUAAUCUCAGUGAAAUGUAUCCCAGUAGCACCAAUAGUUCCAGUGCAAUGCAUCCCUGUAGCACCAGUAAUCCCAGUGCAAUACAACCCGGUAGCACCAACAGUUCCAAUGCAAUGCAUCCGAGUAGCACCAGUAAUCCCAGUGAAAUGUAUCCCAGUAGCACCAGUAAUCCCAGUGCAAUACGUCCCAGUAGCACCAAUAGUCCCAGUGCAAUGCAUCCCAGUAGCACCAGUAAUCCCAGUGCAAUGCUUCUCAGUAGCACCAGUAAUCCCAGUGCAAUGAAUCCCAGUAGCACCAGUAAUCCCAGUGCAAUGCUUCCCAGUAGCACCAGUAAUCCCAGUGCAAUGCAUCCCAGUAGCAGUAGCUGGGGAGCCACAAGACUGAAUAAGUAACCACAGUGCAAAUGCAAGGAUGGCAGUUAUUCAAACCACUAAAGAAGUGAAAUGUGCAAAAAAUACGCAAUUCAAUUCGCCAUGUUGCAACUUC